AUGGGACCCAUCCACACACCCCGCGCAUCCACCCCAGCACCGGAAGACAACGAGCCCUGGGCCAACCUGCCGUACCACCCCGGCUGGGGCAACAACUUCCGCUCCGAGUCGAUCCCCAACUCGCUCCCGAAGCAAGGCCACAACCCCCAAGACCCACCCUAUGGUCUGUACACUGAAGGCGUCACCGGGUCCGCCUUCACCGCUCCUCGCGCGAAGAACAAGCGUAGCUGGCUGUAUCGCGUCCGUCCCUCUGUCGUGCAUGAGGCGUACGAGCCGUAUGAGGGCAACGCGGGCCUAAUCUCCGACUUCUCGCGCCACAAUCCCGAGAUCGUCGUAACACCUCAGCAGAUGCGAUGGGACCCCUUCACCGUUAAGGGCGCGCGCGGACUCGACUUUGUCGACAGCCUGCGGACCAUCGGCGGCUGCGGUGACUGCCAGAACAAAGACGGGAUCGCGUACCACUUCUACGAGUUUGGGCGGGACAUGGAGAAACGCGCCCUCUACAAUGCCGACGGCAGCUGGCUCUUCCUUCCCACCAAGGGAGAGCUGCUCCUCACCACCGAGUUUGGCAAGAUGCACGUGCCUCCCGGGUUCCUGGCCGUCAUUCCGCGCUCCCUCAAGGUCACCGUCUCACGCGUGGGCGACACGGCCAACGAGACAGCUACAGGCUAUGUGAUCGAGAACUACAGGGGCAACUUUGAGCUCCCCGAGCUGGGUCCGAUUGGCGGCAACGGACUCGCGAACCUGGAAGACUUUGAGACGCCACGCGCAGCGUACGAGGACGCGGACGAGGAGUGGACCACGAUCGCCAAGUUUGGUGGUUCCCUUUGGCAGUACAAGCAGGACCACAGCCCGUACGACGUCGUGGCAUGGAUGGGCAACUACUACCCCUACCGCUACGACAUGAACAAGUUCAACACGAUGGGCGCGCUGAACUAUGACCACCCCGACCCCAGUAUCAGCGCCUUGCUCACCGUCCCCACCGAGCAGCCGGGUACUGCUGCUUUCGACCUGCUCUGCUUCGGACCCCGCUGGCAGGCCGUCAGCAACACGUUCCGUCCCCAGUGGUUCCACCGCAACAUCAUGCCCGAGUUCAUGGUCACGAUCAAGGGAUACCCGUCGCCCAAGGACGGAGCCAACCUCCACAACGUGUCGAGUGCCCACGGUCCGAGUAGCGAUGUCACGAACGCGGCGAACACGAUCCCGCCCGGUCCCAUGUGGGUCGGCGACGGUGGAAUCAUCUGCCUCAUGGAGACGUACCUUCCUCUCAACCUCACGAAGUGGGCGCUCGGGGACCAGCUCCAGAAGGACUACCACAGGGCCAUGUGGCAGGACAUCAAGAGGCAUCACUCGCUGCCGGCCAAGUCCAGCUAA
This is a messenger RNA of Trichosporon asahii var. asahii CBS 2479, 1374 nucleotides long. RefSeq lists its product as uncharacterized. Gene Ontology annotation, molecular function: homogentisate 1,2-dioxygenase activity. NCBI's taxonomy places the organism in Eukaryota, Fungi, Basidiomycota, Tremellomycetes, Trichosporonales, Trichosporonaceae. The coding region runs from base 1 to 1374 and encodes 457 amino acids. The record is from RefSeq and is a predicted model, not a curated record. Gene Ontology annotation, biological process: L-phenylalanine catabolic process. Gene Ontology annotation, cellular component: cytoplasm. The transcript has 2 exons.